UAUCUCAGUGUUCGGGAUAUCUCAGUGUUCGGGAUAUCUCAGUGUUUGACUAGAGAUUGACUGUGGCGAUUCCUCCUGACACACUAAUUAUCCCGGUGUUUUAUAACAUACUGGUUAGUUAUUAGCCAGGUAUUGUGUCCGUUAAUCCUUCAGGACACUGACGACACCCACAACUCAGGUACGUUAAAGCACUUCAUCAAUAAUUUCCAUCCAUUAAUCUGAGCAAUCGAUGGUCCAUCAUCAUUGAAUGUGUUGGUAAUUAAUCACAUGUUAUAACCUGGGUUUAGUGGGGAGAGUGUCUGAGGUCAGUAGACACCACGGCACAGAAGUAUUACAUGCUAAGAUACAGAUAUAAAACUUUAGUCUGAAGUUCAAUAAGUAUUUUAAUGAGGUGUAGUUCUAAUGAUUUUACCAAGAAGUUGUAAAUGAAACUGUGACUAUAAACAUUGGUGCUCACCUUAGCUCGUCAGAUAGUGGUGAUACAAGCGUGUUUUGACUGAAAUCGGAUGAUAAUGUAUUGGUGACAGUCAGAACUGACGUCGAUUUAAUUUAUGUAUCCAGUUUCAUUUAAUCAACAUCAAAACAUCCAUGAACAUUCCUUGUAACACGCCCUGGACCCAUGUCAGUGGUUACACCAUGGCUAUGGAUGACAUCUACACGGAUACAAAAGACAUCAAUUCCCCAGUGAAAUAGGCGAAACCUGAUGUUGGGGUGUUUACCUUUCGAAGUCGGUCACCACCACACCAUAUCAUUUGUUGGGCAUGCUUAGUCUGAUUCCGAAAGGGAUUCGGAUAUCGUCCUGUAGAUCUGAUACAAAUCUUUUCGUCAUAAGGUUAGAACGUUUAUAAUGGCCUACAUAUUCAUCAUAAACAAAAAACAAUAAUAAUAUGCAAAUGCACGAAGAGUAUGUUGAUUUGAAGCAGGUCAAUUCUUGUGAUUGGACCAUUGGAAUAUUCCCUUAACUGAUCGACACAAGAAAAUUACGGCAAUGUGGACAUGUAAAAUAAAGUUUGAGGUGUUCAUGGCUUUGUGUGUGAUGGUGUACCCAGUCCAUGGAAUGUUGAGAGCAAACGUCAGUGGUGACGUCAUCUUGGGUGGUUUAUUUCCGGUUCACAGAGGAACAGACGAUGGUCAAUGUGGCGAUAUCCAGGAACAAGAUGGUAUUCAAACUCUGGAGACAGCCGUCUGGAGCUUAAAACAAAUUAAUAACAAAUAUCCAAACCUAAGAAUCGGUCUAGUUGCCAUGGACACAUGUGAAUCGGAUACAGUGGCCUUGGAGAGCACGUUGGAAUUUGUCAGCAUAGAUGGGAAUAGUUUUGAGCCUGACCCGAAAGAAGAUGGUUAUGUUUGUCAAGAUGGUAGCCUCCCUUACCGUAACUCUUCCCCCGGCCCAGUGCGCAUGAGCAACAGGGCAGUCGGGGUAGUGGGAGCCGCCUUUAGCCAGGUGUCUAUAGCAGUAGCCAGUUUCUUGCGACUUUUCAAAGUUCCGCAGAUCAGUUAUUGGUCCACCAGUCCAGAACUUAGUGAUCAGGACAGAUUUUCUUACUUUAAGAGAACUGUACCCUCCGACGCCUUCCAGGCCCGAGCGAUUGUCAACAUCCUUGUCAACUUGGAAUGGUGGUAUGUUGUUGCCCUGUAUGAACAGACAACUUACGGUGCGAAUUUGUACUUCGAGACGAAACGUCUCGCACAGGAAGAAGGCAUUUGCUUUGGUCUUACAGAAAAGAUCAAGUCUUUGAAAGUAGGACUUGAUGACGAACUAGAAAGGAUAGCACGCAGAAUUUCCCAAGUCAAAAACACACAAGGCAAAGUUGUUGUGAUUCUUAUCACUCAUUACGGUCUGGCCAAGGCGCUGUUCCAAGCGGUGGACCGGAAGUCGCUGGGCGGUACUGUUCGGUGGAUAGGUGUUGACGCAUGGGCAGGACGUCAAUUCGAUGAGGAUAUACAAAAGGUAGUAGGAGGAGCAAUAGCUGUGCAACCAUUGGCCAGAAAACUGGAGGGAUUCGACGAAUACUUCACCAGUUUAACUCCGGCAACGAACACCUGGAAUCCAUGGUUCCGAGAGUAUUGGGAGUCCUAUUUCAACUGUAAAUUCCCUGGCAAAGCCAAAACCUCACGUUCAUGCACGGGGAAGGAACGAAUUAGUGCUGCUAACGGGUACGAACAGCUUCAGUCUCUAUAUUACGUUCGUGAUGCAAUCUUAGCCUUCGCUAACGCUCUUCAUCAGAUCCAUCUGGACUCGUGUGGACUGUAUUAUCGUGGAAUAUGUCCUAAUAUGGAGGCGAAAUUGUCGGGGGAGGCUCUCCUAACAGCUCUAGAUAACAUCGAGUUCACAGAUCCGCUAGGUUUCCCGUUCCACUUUAUCAACGGUACUGAUGGACCUCCGCGGUACAGCAUCAUGAUAUACAGAAAGGAUGGCGACCGGUUUCAGUGGCAGGAAGUCGGAAACUACACUGGUCUGGAUGGUUUGUACCAGUUCGAUAUCCAGAAUCUAUCUUACAACACGUCUGUCUGUUCGACCAGCUGUGACGUCGGUCAGGAGAGACGUGUUCUGGCCAGUCGUCCGUGCUGCUGGUACUGCAAAGAAUGUACAAAAGACCAGUAUGUAUCUGACGAAUUUACUUGUGAAACCUGUGCUCGUAGCACAUCACCAAACAACUUCCGGAAUGCGUGCACUCCCCUUCCGAUGGAGUAUGUGUCUUUCAGUGAUUCCAUCGGCAUUAUCGCAUGUGUGUUUUCCAGCAUCGGGAUAUUAUUGUGUGUGUUAGUGUUUAUAAUCUACAUCCGGUUCCGUUCGACCCCCAUCAUAAAGGCUUCCGGUAUAGAACUCAGCUUUUUCUUAUUGGCUGGGAUAGUGUUGUCCUACGCAUCAAUCUAUAUAUUUCUUGCCAAACCUUCCGCUGUGAUUUGCGGUUUCCGCCGUACUUUACUUGGAAUCUGUUAUACAGUGUGUUACGCAACCAUUUUGAUAAAGACUAACAGAAUAUACAGAAUAUUCUCAAUGAAAGACAAUGCAAAUCGUGUGAAGAUGAAGAGAUUUACAAGCUCCAAAUCUUCACUAUUAAUAACAGUGUUACUUUGUCUGAUAGAGUUAGUAGCCAUCGUGGUGUGGUUGAUAUUUGAUCCGCCUAAAUCAGUAAGUAUGGACUACAUAAGUGAUGACGAAAUCCACAAUGUUUUGGUAUGUCAUGAUAGUAUGGAUUUUUCCUACCUUGGAGUACUGAUAUACCCCUUCCUACUUAUGUUCAUAUGCAUUGUGUACGCUAUUAAAACCAGAAAGACUCCAGAUGGAUUUAACGAAACCAAAUUUAUCACAUUUUGUUCAUCUUCAACAGUCAUCAUUUGGAUCGCAUUUAUUCCUACGUACUUUUCCACGAGAAACUCGUCCCUAAGAGUGGCGUCUCUAACUAUGUCGUUGUUUGUUAAUGGUACCGUGAUAUUGUCACUCCUCUUUCUGAGAAAGAUCUACAUCGUGUUGUUUAAACCCACAAAAAACACACGUGAAAAGGUUAUGAGUCGAGCGUCCAUGAGUCACGACCUUGGUGACAGGGAUAGCAACUAUAGUAAUGUUCACACACGACCAGUUUCAGCAUACUCCGUUAGCAACCAGGACGUCCGCGAGACCGUACGACGGGUUAACGGUAUCAAAGCGGAGGUAAUCCGCAUGGAUUCGGAAGGUUUCUCAAUGCCGUCUCCAGGGAUUGGCAGCCUCGGUAUGAGUUUGAGUGGAUCACAAAUUUUGUUAGAAAUAACGCCAAAGUUUGAAGAAUAUAACGGCGAUUCCACAUGUCUGACUCUUCAAGUUCCUGAUAACAAUGGCGACCGUAGAAGCCUAACCGGAUCGGCAGUAGUGGGACAAAACAUCCCGGAGAUCAGAUUAAACGAUUUACCAUUGUCUGCAAAUGUAUCCUAGCGAACAAGGUUACAGUGAUGCACAAAGUUUUAGUGAUGGUAUGCAUGAAUAAUUUUGAAUAGUGGAUCAGAUUCAUAAAAAACACAUACAUUUGGUUUUUUAUAGAAUGGUUUCUAAUCUAUGAAAUCCAUUGCUUAAUUGGCCUGAACUAUAUGCAUGUCUAGGCUGAUGCAAGAGUGUAACCAAAUAAACAAAAGCCUUUCCAAUACUUUAUUUAAAUGUGAUCUUCACUUAUGUGUCUUUUGUGCGAAGAGGCUGUGUAUAAGUGGGAGUAUAUUGGAUACGUAUUUAAUGUUCGAUAACUCUUUCCAAAUCACACCUGUAUCUUUUCAGUUAACAUAACAUCCGGGGGGAAAUGAAUACGUAUAAUGUGGUGACGUGGACCCGAACUUUUGCUCUUAAGAUUAAAUCAACACUUGUAAGCUAGUUUAUAUGUACUUUGAUCAAUCAGUUUGUUCAAUAAAAUAAGAGUAAAAAACUAGCCUGUCAACAUAACUUCAAAUUCAAGAACACUGGGGCACCCAGCAUAUCUUAGGGAGCACACAGCAAAUUUUUAAAGCAAAAGUAUCGAUAUUUCCAGUGAUGUGAAUAUUUUUUUGUAAACCCAUUUGAAUCAAGAUUGUUUUUCCUAGUAGGAAGUCAUGGAUUUUUUGUUGUUCGACUCGGCUGUCUCCGUUCUUCUUUUUGAUAAUGUACAUGACAGAAAAUUUUAAUGAAAUGUUACAUUGCAAAUAUAGACUAGUAAAACAGCUUAUACAAUAAUUCACUGUUCACAAAGUACACAUGUACUUGACGUUAUUCUAAAAUUAUCUGAUGUAUGGAAAUUGAGAAAAGUUAUUUAAUUAUAGGGCUGCUGCAUCUCCCUGUCUAGAUUUUGCCUUUUCUUUGAUCACUUUGGAUUUUCUUUAGUCGCCUCCAAGACUUCAAACUUUAGGCACUUAGCAUCACUGACGAGUCCUAGAAGGAUGAAACAGCUGUGUGAUGCAGUUUAUUCAUUGUUUGAAUCUACAGUAUCAAACUCUAAAUCAUGAAAAGGUGCUAUUCACUAGUGUGACUUUUGUACAAUCUAUAUAAAGUGUAAUUGAUAUGAAUGUAAACUUUAAUAAAGUUUCA
This is a messenger RNA of Ylistrum balloti, 5026 nucleotides long. Its product is annotated as metabotropic glutamate receptor 6-like. Bases 989 to 3913 code for a protein of 974 amino acids. Gene Ontology annotation, cellular component: membrane. The transcript is spliced from 10 exons. Lineage: Eukaryota; Metazoa; Mollusca; Bivalvia; Pectinida; Pectinidae. Gene Ontology annotation, biological process: G protein-coupled receptor signaling pathway. The record is from RefSeq and is a predicted model, not a curated record. Gene Ontology annotation, molecular function: adenylate cyclase inhibiting G protein-coupled glutamate receptor activity.